Molecule: messenger RNA, 4131 nt
Organism: Eutrema salsugineum
Lineage: Eukaryota; Viridiplantae; Streptophyta; Magnoliopsida; Brassicales; Brassicaceae
Product: ARF guanine-nucleotide exchange factor GNL2
Exons: 3
Coding region: 1-4131 (1376 amino acids)
Biological process (GO): regulation of ARF protein signal transduction
Molecular function (GO): guanyl-nucleotide exchange factor activity
Source: RefSeq, a predicted model, not a curated record
AUGGAGAGAGUCGCGGUGAAAGCAGAGAGGAAAGAGCUAGGGAUAUCAUGCAUGCUUAAUACAGAGGUUGGUGCAGUCCUUGCGGUAAUUCGUAGACCCCUUGCAGAAAGUUACCUUUCUCCGCAAGAAACAGACCACUGUGAUUCAUCAGUCCAACAAUCUCUCAAAUCUCUAAGAGCCCUUAUCUUCAAUCCUCAGCAAGAAUGGCGAACCAUUGAUCCUUCCGUUUACCUCUCUCCUUUCCUUGAAGUUAUCCAAAGCGAUGAGAUCCCUGCUAGCGCCACAGCUGUCGCUCUCUCCUCGAUCUUGAAGGUCCUUAGAAUCGAGAUUUUCGAUGAGAAAACUCCUGGUGCUAGAGACGCCAUGAAUUCCAUCGUUUCAGGGAUCACAAGUUGUCGUCUUGAGAAAACAGAUUCGGUGUCUGAAGAUGCAGUGAUGAUGAGGAUUCUUCAAGUUUUGGUCGGAAUCAUGAAACAUCCAGCCUCGGAACUAUUAGAAGAUCAAGCGGUUUGCACAAUCGUUAAUACAUGUUUCCAAGUGGUACAACAAUCUUCUGGUAGAGGAGAUUUACUACAAAGAAACGGAAGAUACACAAUGCACGAGCUGAUUCAGAUCAUCUUCUCUAGAUUACCUGAUUUUGAGGUCAGAGGAGAUGAAGGUGGUGAGGAUUCAGAAUCUGACACUGACGAAAUCGACAUGAGCGGCGGGUAUGGGAUCAGAUGUUGCAUCGACAUUUUUCAUUUCUUGUGUUCGUUGCUCAAUGUUGUUGAAGUUGUCGAGAACUCGGAAGGGACAAGCGUUCACACCGCAGACGAAGAUGUCCAGAUUUUCGCUUUGGUUCUAAUCAAUAGCGCGAUUGAGUUAAGUGGUGAUGCUAUUGGACAACAUCCUAAGCUUCUUCGGAUGGUUCAAGACGAUCUGUUUCACCAUUUGAUCCAUUAUGGAGCUUCUUCAAGCCCUCUUGUGCUCUCCAUGAUCUCUAGUUGUAUACUCAAUAUUUAUCACUUCCUCCGCAAGUUUGUGAGGCUACAACUUGAAGCUUUCUUCUCCUUCGUGUUGUUGAAAGUUACAGCUUUCACAGGCUUCCUUCAGCUACAAGAAGUUGCUCUUGAAGGUCUAAUCAACUUUUGUCGACAGCCUGCGUUCAUAGUUGAAGCCUAUGUGAACUAUGACUGUGAUCCAAUGUGUAAAAGUGUGUUCGAAGAGACCGGGAAAGUUCUCUGCAGGCACACCUUCCCUACCUCUGGUCCUUUAACCUCUCUGCAAAUCCAAGCUUUUGAAGGUCUUGUGAUCUUGAUUCACAACAUCGCGGACAAUAUGGACAGAGAGGAAGAUGAAGGUGAUGAAGAAGGAUCCAAUGCUAUUAAGCCAAGCCCUGUUGAGAUUCACGAGUACAUACCGUUUUGGAUAGAGAAUCCAAAAGAGGAUUUCGAGACAUGGGUCGAUCAUAUAAGAGUGAGAAAAGCGCAGAAGAGGAAGCUAGCCAUCGCAGCGAAUCAUUUCAACAGGGAUGAGAAAAAGGGUUUGGAGUAUUUGAAGUAUAACCACUUAGUCUCAGAUCCUCCUGAUCCAAUGGCAUUAGCUUCAUUUUUCAGAUUCACACCUGGUUUGGAUAAGACAAUGAUCGGAGACUACCUUGGAGAUCCUGAUGAGUUACAUCUCAGUGUUCUUAAAAGCUUUACAUAUACAUUUGAGUUCACGGGAAUGAAUCUUGAUACCGCAUUGAGAACGUUCCUCGAGUCGUUUCGGUUACCUGGAGAGUCUCAAAAGAUCGAACGUAUGAUUGAAGCUUUCUCUGAGAGAUUCUACGAGCAACAAUCAUCAGAGAUCUUUGCAAGCAAAGACACUGUUCACAUUUUGUGCUACUCGCUUAUAAUGCUCAACACGGAUCAACAUAAUCCUCAAGUUAAGAAGAAGAUGACAGAAGAUGAGUUUAUCCGCAACAACCGAGCAAUCAACGCGGGAAAAGAUCUUCCGAGAGAAUACCUUUCAGAGCUUUUCCAAUCCAUUUCAACAAACGCAUUCGCUUUAUCAACACAUUCUGGUCCGGUGGAGAUGAAUCCAAACAGAUGGAUUGAGCUUAUGAACAGAACAAAGACGACACAACCCUUUAGUCUCUGUCAGUUCGAUCGACGAAUAGGAAGAGAUAUGUUUGCAACCAUUGCAGGUCCGUCCAUAGCAGCUGUUUCAGCAUUCUUUGAGCAUUCAGAUGAUGAUGAGGUGCUUCAUGAAUGUGUUGAUGCUUUGAUCUCUAUAGCCAGAGUUGCACAGUAUGGUCUUGAAGACAUUCUUGAUGAAUUAAUCGCUUCUUUUUGUAAAUUCACAACGCUGCUAAACCCUUACACCACACCUGAAGAGACUCUGUUUGCGUUUAGUCAUGAUAUGAAACCGAGGAUGGCUACUCUCGCGGUUUUCACGUUAGCUAACAACUUCGGCGAUUCUAUUAGAGGAGGGUGGAGGAACAUUGUGGAUUGUCUCUUGAAACUCAGAAAGCUUCAGCUUCUUCCACAAUCUGCCAUUGAGUUUGAGACCACAGAUGAAGAAGCCUUAAACAAUGGUGGAUCAGAACUUGACUUAAACGUUGUUCCGAACCAAGACACGAAAUUUAACAGAAGACAAGGCUCUAGUUUGAUGGGAAGGUUCUCACACUUCUUGGCGUUAGACAGUGUGGAAGAAUCUGUGGCUCUAGGAAUGAGUGAGUUUGAGCAAAAUCUUAAAGUCAUAAAACAGUGCAGAAUCGGUCAGAUAUUCAGCAAAAGCUCUGUGUUGCCAGAUGUUGCAGUGUUGAAUCUAGGCCGUUCUCUAAUCUAUGCAGCUGCAGGGAAAGGACAGAAGUUUAGUACAGCGAUAGAAGAAGAAGAAACUGUCAAAUUCUGCUGGGAUCUUAUCAUAGCUGUGGCCUUAUCUAACAUCCACCGAUUCAACAUGUUCUGGCCAAGUUACCAUGAAUAUCUACUUAAUGUUGUAAACUUCCCUCUCUUUUCUCCCAUUCCGUUUGUUGAAAAGGGUAUUCCAGGUUUAUUCAAGGUCUGCAUCAAGAUUCUGGCCUCUCAGCUUCAAGACCAUAUACCAGAGGAGCUUAUCUUCAGAUCCAUAACGAUAAUGUGGAAGAUAGAUAAAGAAAUCAUCGACACAUGUUACGACACAAUAACAGAGUUUGUCAGCAAGAUCAUAACAGAGUACUCUGCUAAUCUUCAUACUCAGAUUGGUUGGAAAAGCGUUCUACAGCUACUUUCUUUGUGUGGAAGACAUCCUGAAACCAAAGAGCAAGCCGUGGAUGCUCUCAUCGGUUUAAUGUCGACCAACGCCUCGCAUCUCUCGCAGUCAAGCUAUGCUUAUUGCAUCGAUUGCGCCUUCAGUUUUGUGGCUCUAAGAAACAGCUCUGUUGAGAAGAACUUGAGAAUCUUGGAUCUCAUGACGGAUUCUGUUACAAUGCUGAUAAAAUGGUACAAAACUGCCUCUACUGAGACUGUGAAUACCUAUAGUGUGGCAAGUAACACAAGCAGUUCAUCAUCUGCGGAAGAAAACAGCUUGAGAGGAGUUAACUUUGUUCACCAUCUUUUCCUCAAACUCUCUGAGGCGUUUAGAAAAACGACACUAGCACGCAGGGAAGAGAUAAGGAACAGAGCAGUGACGUCUCUAGAGAAAAGCUUUAUCAUGGCCCAUGAGGAUCUUGGAUUCACGCCUUCAGGAUGUAUCUAUUGCAUCGACCAUGUUGUGUUCCCGACCAUCGAUGACUUGCAUGAGAAGCUUCUAGACUAUUCCAGGCGUGAGAACGCGGAAAGAGAGAUGAGAAGCAUGGAAGGGACGUUGAAGAUAGCGAUGAGAAUGCUUCAGAACGUGUUCUUGCAUUAUCUGCAACAGAUUGUAGGGAGUGCUGAGUUUAGAACUUUCUGGUUAGGAGUGUUGAGAAGAAUGGAUACAUGUAUGAAGGCGGAUUUGGGAGACUAUGGAGAUAAUAAACUUCAAGAGGUCGUGCCUGAAAUUUUGACCAUAAUGAUCGGUACGAUGAAGGAGAAAGAGAUUUUGGUACAAAAGGAAGAUGAUGAUCUCUGGGAGAUUACUUAUAUUCAGAUUCAAUGGAUUGCCCCUGCUCUCAAGGAUGAGUUAUUUCCUGAUGAAGAGAUCUAG